Nothobranchius furzeri (turquoise killifish) is the source of this 2735-nucleotide messenger RNA. RefSeq names its product brain expressed, associated with NEDD4, 1 (gene bean1). The record is from RefSeq and is a predicted model, not a curated record. Lineage: Eukaryota; Metazoa; Chordata; Actinopteri; Cyprinodontiformes; Nothobranchiidae.
GAGAGAGAGAGAGAGAGAGAGAGCGGAAGCGGGACAGAGUCUGACGCGCGUCGUGAGGAUGUGGAGGUGAAAGGAUGACGAGAUAAUGGAGGUAUAGUGGUGGAGGAAAAAUGAACACAAAAAGCCGCGUGGAGGAUGGUGAGACGGUGCUGAUGCAGGGGAUGGUUCGCUUGUGAGCACGGGACCGUCACAUCCGCACGGGAGGAGGAGGAUGUUCGGACUCGGAGGACCCGGUUAUGGUGAAUCGAGAGUUUAACGAAGCACUAUUCUGAGGAGGUGGGCCAAGUCCCGGGAUAGAGAGGGGCAGGAAGGGAGGGGAGUGGGGAGGACCAUCGAGUGGGAUCAAACUGGGGUGCUGCUGCUGCUGUUUUCAGAGAUGUGAGGCAACACGAGGAGCUGAUCAAAGGACACGUUUCAGUCUCAUCUGCAGCUGCGCCGUGUGGCCGACAGCCGUUCAGGUUGGCUUCCUGCCUGUUGAGAUGCUCCGAGGGGAAACACUGUGAAGGGGGUUCAUGUUGAUGAAACUGAUCUGCUCAGUGAGCUCCAACCAGAGCCAUGGGGAGUACCCAGACUGUCGGGGUGAGAGGGAUACUGGUGGGGAGGCAUCUCUCCUGGUGUCUCCGCUGGUGGUUGCUGGGAUUGUUAUAGGUCUUGUCCUUUUCCUCUCCUGCAUCACUAUCAUCAUCGGCAGCCUGCGCAAAGACAGUCGACUCAGAAACCCACACUUUCGAGCCAGCUAUGGACCAGAUGGUUUUUCCUAUGGAGGUUCUGCAGGUGAACUGAGGUCUAGCUGCAUAGAGGACUUUCCUCCUGGUACUGAUUUUGAUCCGUUCAGAGAGAAUCUGCCUCCAAUGAACAACCUGUAUCCUGACUCACCACCGCGCUAUGAUGAAUGUGUUGGCCCAGGUUCUACUCAGAUCUACAUCCCCACAGAAGACCCACCUCCUUACUCUCUGUUGGACCCCUGUCAGACCCUGGCAGAGCCAGAGGAGCAGCCCACCUACACCAGUCCAGGUGCUUCUCCGAACCAUGGAGAUUCAUCAGCCAGCGCUGCGUGGCUCCCCCCCUCCCACUGCCCCUUGGGACUGCAGGAUCCAGAGCAGCAGUACAUCGCAUCCAUUUCCUUCUCUCUGGAGGAGGCGCCGCCAUACGAGUCGGUGCUGGCUGAGCAGAGACAGCCCCUCCCUCUCAUGCCAUGUGACCUUUAUAAACACCACUCGGAGAGGAGCAGCGAUGGAAACUCCCAGCAACUCCCAGCAAACCAUAUCUCAUAGGACGGCUAAUUGGUUUUCUUCACCUGAGCUCUCAAUCAUCCCCAGCUGAAUAUGAUGAACACAUUGAUGUGUGGGGAAAUGGCUGUUAGGGGCAGCUGUGGAGGCAACAGUGGAAACUACAGAGAUGUGCACAUCUUCCACAAGAUUUAAAACACAUGAUUAGACCCUAAACUUACUACGGAUCACACUGCAGCAGAAACGCUCUGUUUGGGGCCAAAUAAACAACUCUGACUCUGUGGCAUCAUCUCCGUGAUGCUUCGUUUUCUAGUUCAGCUUCUUCACUAUUUUGAUUAUUAUUUAUAAACUAGGACUAAUCUAAGAGUUGUGUGACAUCAGUGUGAUUUUUAAUUGUUUAGCUUAGAGAAUUCUUCAUUUCUCAGAUUUUAUUAUUUGAUCCAGAAAUCUCUGCAGUGAGUUAAAGUCUCUGUACAGGGUGCAACCUUUAGAGGAGUGUGCUGUUUUUGUCACUGUCAAUGUGGUGGUAGUAUCCUAUUUAGUUAAAGCAAGACUUUGUAUUAAAAUAGGAGUGAAAAAACCCACCUAAACAUGACAGGAGGCCCUCGUUCAUCCCAUGUGUGUUAUUCUAACGUAAUAAUGGAUUUCUGGAAGAAAUGGUGGAUUUCUUGCAGCAUGCAUCACAAAAAUGGCUCACUUUGUGCCAUUUUUCUCUCAACUGUUUGUACCAAGGGCUCCAGUUGUGACACCAUGAUAAAACUGGACCACAGUAGCAGCAUGUAGCUCAGAACCUUCCUCCUCAUGAGGUUUGUUUGAUGCAACGGAGACCUUACACAUGAAAACUGUAGAAUUGAUCACACUGAUCUCUUUGAAAUUAUUUUUUCUGUCCAAAAGGAGGCGAUGAUUGAUAAUUCUUUGUUAUUAUAAAACUUCAAGUUGGAGUUUUUCGAUGUUAACACUGGCAAACUCUUGUAAAUAGUUAAAGACAGACCGUAAAAGCAUGGCAGGAAUAACAGUUUACAGUGUUGGUUAUGCUAAUUAGUUUUGUGGUUAUGGACAGUUUUACAUUUAAAGCAUUCCCAAUUAAAGCUAAUUAAUUAACAUGAUGAUGAGAAUAUGAAUAAUGAGAAACAGAGCAGGUGGUGUGGGUGAUUUCAGUGUCUUCAUUGAACAAAAAGCUAAGGUUUAUGGAAAGAAAUUUAACUUUAGGUUCAGAAAGGCGUUUGUGAGCAUUUGUGACAAACAGUUUUCUAAACACUUAAUCCUUAAACUCAGAAAGUAAACUGUAAACUAAAUAAACAAUAAAUCAAAUCAAAAAAUAAGCUAAACUUUUGGCCAUUCUGACUAUUAGUUUCAGUUAGUUUCCAAGUUUAUGAUGGAGUUCUGUACUUAUUUGCAGCAGAAAUGUUGUGCAGUUGUCUCCAGUGCAGCCUGUUGUUGUUUCAGCAAAGUAUUUCUACCAGAUUGAAUGUGAAAUAAAUGGAGGCAUAAAGGUUGAUAAAACAA